This is a messenger RNA of Penicillium arizonense, 318 nucleotides long. RefSeq names its product putative mitochondrial DnaJ chaperone (Tim14) (gene pam18). The transcript has 4 exons. Gene Ontology annotation, cellular component: PAM complex, Tim23 associated import motor. Bases 1 to 318 code for a protein of 105 amino acids. Gene Ontology annotation, biological process: protein import into mitochondrial matrix. The record is from RefSeq and is a predicted model, not a curated record. Lineage: Eukaryota; Fungi; Ascomycota; Eurotiomycetes; Eurotiales; Aspergillaceae. Gene Ontology annotation, molecular function: ATPase activator activity.
AUGGCCUCUGUUCUGACUGUUGGUCUUGGUGUUGGCGUCGCGGCUUUUCUGGGCCGUGCCGGUCUGGUCGCCUACCGCCGCUCCAGCGCAGGUGUCAACGCUGCCGGAAAGGCAUUCUACAAGGGAGGAUUCGAGCAGCGCAUGACCCGUCGGGAAGCCUCCCUGAUUCUCCAACUUGCUGAACGAACCUUGACCAAGGACAAGGUGCGCAAGAACCACCGCCAACUCAUGCUGCUCAACCACCCCGAUCGCGGCGGCAGCCCAUACUUGGCCACCAAGAUCAACGAAGCGAAGGAAUUCCUCGACAAACACACUUGA